AUGGCAGCAACAACAACAAAAGCGAGGAAACGAUCGCGAUCGAAAUCGACGGAACCACCACCACCACUACCACCAAAAAGCGACGAGAAUGAUGUUAACAACGCUAAAGCGCUUCUUAAAUUGCGUCAAACCGCCGGGAAAAUCCAAACCGCCAUCGACUUUUGCCACCACCGAAUCUUAAAAUCACACAUCGAAUUCCCGAACAAAGACACCGGAGUAAACGUGGAGACUCUGUUAGAAUACGCGAGACGCGUCGCGUACACCACGUCCGCGCCGCUGAAUUAUCAACCAGGGGUGAGUCAACUGUGCGGACAACUCCCACCGGCACCUCAGGAGGAACAUUUUCUCGUCUCGCAGAUGAAGAAAAGACACGAGGAGAAAUUGGUGCACGAGCAAGCUUUGCAAAGGAAGCGACAGCGAGAGGAAGAGACGACGAAGAGACAAAAAGAAAUCGAAGAGAUGGCCAAGUUACCGAAGGAAGAGCUGAUACGAAGACUCGUGCAAUGGAAACCGGGCGCUGCGUGGCCGGCUGGCGUGCCGAAACCCCCGGUAGGGUGGAAACCCGGCGACCCGUUGGCGUUUCUCACAGCGAAAGCUGCUCCGAACGCCCCUGGCGAAGCUUCGCCUUCGAAGCGCGCCGCCGCGGAGAAGCAACCAGAUAAACAAGAAGAAAAACAGCAACAGUUAAGCUUAGAUUUUGAGGAAGACGAAGGUGAAGACGAUUUCGACGACGACGACGCGUUCGAUUUUGACGUCGUUUCCGCCUCCGACGGCGGCGACGACGACAGCGACUGA
Molecule: messenger RNA, 795 nt
Organism: Bathycoccus prasinos
Lineage: Eukaryota; Viridiplantae; Chlorophyta; Mamiellophyceae; Mamiellales; Bathycoccaceae
Exons: 1
Coding region: 1-795 (264 amino acids)
Biological process (GO): regulation of transcription by RNA polymerase II
Cellular component (GO): mediator complex; core mediator complex
Molecular function (GO): transcription coregulator activity
Source: RefSeq, a predicted model, not a curated record